CCAGGACUAGGUUCUUGUGGUUGGACAAAUUCAGACACUGAUUUAAUUGCAGCUUUGAAUGCUCCGCAAAUGGCCAACGGUGAUAACCCUAACAACAACCCAAACUGCGGCAAAUAUGCCAACGUUAAAGGGCCCAAAGGCACUGUCAAGGUCAAAAUUGUUGACACCUGUCCACCUUGCGUCAAAGGCGAUUUGGAUUUGAGUCCUGCUGCCUUUGGUAAAAUUGCUGACUUUGCCGAUGGAAGAGUAGCCAUUUCUUGGGAUUGGGCUUAG
Mycotypha africana is the source of this 273-nucleotide messenger RNA. RefSeq names its product RlpA-like double-psi beta-barrel-protein domain-containing protein-containing protein. NCBI's taxonomy places the organism in Eukaryota, Fungi, Mucoromycota, Mucoromycetes, Mucorales, Mycotyphaceae. The annotation marks the transcript as partial. The transcript is spliced from 2 exons. The record is from RefSeq and is a predicted model, not a curated record.